Molecule: messenger RNA, 2266 nt
Organism: Cadophora gregata
Lineage: Eukaryota; Fungi; Ascomycota; Leotiomycetes; Helotiales; Ploettnerulaceae
Exons: 4
Coding region: 140-1525 (461 amino acids)
Biological process (GO): regulation of DNA-templated transcription
Cellular component (GO): nucleus
Molecular function (GO): DNA-binding transcription factor activity, RNA polymerase II-specific; zinc ion binding
Source: RefSeq, a predicted model, not a curated record
UCCUCAUCAACUUCAACCUGAACAUACCUCUGAUCGUUAUCUUGCCCAACACCAAAUACUACCCACCGACAAUAUUCAUCUCCAUAUGGACCCAGAUGUGGUGUAGGACGUCGCAUGAUCACAGACUUUCCACAGUCCAAUGCGGCCUCGGACAGCGUGCUCAACAUGCCGACAGCGCCAGCGGCGCUGUGUCGUACCAGGUAAUGCUCAUAACACAGCCUGCGGAUUCUGCACCCGCAAUAAACAUGAAUGUUCUCUGGCAACAAGUGCAUCUUCACAGACCUCACCAUCUGUCGCGCGCACAAGCGAGCAGCAGCACGAGACCAAUACAAGUAUCGCAUCCUUGCCAUCGUCCAGUCAAUUAUCAAGCCCAGACCACCAUCCAUCAGUCUCCGCUCAAGAACAGAUACUUGCCCUACCCAGAUCUUCCGGUUUGAGAAUGCCACCAAAAGAAGCGUAUCCGGAAAUCGCUUCAAAUUAUUUCACUUACAUUCAUGAUCCCUCGCAUAAUAUCUUUCAUCGGCCGAGCUUCAUGGCCGAUUUAUCUGAUGAGACUAUUCCGCGACCUAUCCUUCUUUGCGUUAUAGCUUUGGCAGCAAGGUUUUCCAACCAUUCAUUCUUCAGUCACAGCUCUCCACGGUCUCGAGGUAGAGUUUAUGCUAGAGAAGCAGAGAGGCAAUUAGAGCUGCAUAAUUUCUCCCUCGUGACGCUCCAGAUAACAUUACUACUUGGCGCAUUUUACGGCACUGAGGGUGAUUCCAAGCACGAGAGUCUUUACUACUCUAUAGCCUGUCGGAUAGGUAGUCUGUUGAAUCUACCCAACUCCGCCUUUGACUCUCCACUAUCUCGAGAGCUUGGGAUUCGCAUCUGGUGGACCCUUGACAUCGUCGAUGUCUGGUCAUCCAACAGUCUCCAACUGCCUCGCCUUCUCAGCCCCAGAACAGAUAUUCCCUAUCCAACCAGCGAGCGAGCCUUCUUCCAAAUGCGUCGCUCCCACACCUACCUCCAAUACUCGCAUCCCGAGUCGCCAGACGAAAGCUCAACCUCGGUCCUCGUUCAGAAAAUCAGACUCAAUCCAAUCCUCUCUCAAAUCGCACAGCUGAACAGACAUCUAGCCGAGAACACAUUAUCCCUCCACGAAACUCACGCUGCUACCGAAGCUCUUGCUUUGAGACUGGAAGAGUGGCGUCAACAACUUCCGGAAUCAUUGACUAACACGCUGGAGAAUCUGUUUGCUCAAAGUGCGUCUGGUUCUGGAGGAGUUUUUGUAGCGCUUCAUAUAGGCUACUACCACUUCUCACAGCUGUUGUAUUUUUACUAUCUCCAUCAAUCUGUGUCCAGCUAUCCGGUUACCGAGUCAAAUGAAUUUGCUGGGCGGUGUCGUGAGAGCUCGACGGCCUUUUGUGAGCUACUUUUUGCGGCUCAAGCCCUUCCAGGUGCGGAAGUAUACGUACGUGGGUUGUGUUUCAAUCCUUUUCGAUCUGCGCCUGGAAAAAAUCUUCUCGUCAGUCAGUUUCAUCUCUAACAAGUCAAUUAUACAGUACUCAAUGGUCGGUCACGCCCUCGUAAUAUCCUCCACCGUCCAACUCCACAUCCUACUCUUCACCGACGACCCCUCAGAAUCCUACUCCGCGCGUCAACGCCUCGAAAAGAACUUCGUCAUCCUCAGCAAACUCCAAAGACUCUGGCGCACCAUCGAUCACUCUUUCGCGCGUCUGCGCGAGUUCCAUGACGCAUGCAUGCGGACUAAAGCCGACUCUGAGGAUCCAAGUACCACGUUUCGCAUGGAUAAGUGGAUGAUUCAGUUCUUGAUGGAGUAUUCGAAACCGUUGGAGCAGAGGGCAGACCUGGAGUAUCGAUCGCCAGAUAGUUCGGGGAGUCAGUUUUAUGAGUCGGAUACGGUGGUGAGGGGGUAUGAGUCUGAAUUUAGGCAGUGGACGUCGACGGAGCUGGGGAUUGAUUUUGAUGGCGCUUGGGAUUAAUGUGGUGACUUAGGGGAGGUAUUUUACGGUAACGAUUGGGUAUCAGUCUCUGGUUCUGUGGCAAACCCGCACAAAGAGCUGGAUAACUUGAGAAAAGUGUGGAGGAGAAUAUUCCCCAGGAUAGGUUUUAGUCUCGUAGUAAUGUACUCGAGCAGAGUCUACAAAGAAAACAUAAACAAUCAAGGUCCAGAUGUAAUAUUCUCACUAUAAUUCUGGGCCUGAGCUUUCAAUGACAAGCACAAUUCCCCACGACAGCCAUAUUACCAGAUACUGCAUAAUAUUAC